Telopea speciosissima is the source of this 582-nucleotide messenger RNA. RefSeq lists its product as uncharacterized. The record is from RefSeq and is a predicted model, not a curated record. Bases 1 to 582 code for a protein of 193 amino acids. NCBI's taxonomy places the organism in Eukaryota, Viridiplantae, Streptophyta, Magnoliopsida, Proteales, Proteaceae. The transcript has a single exon.
AUGGUGGUUCUAUCCAGGUUGUUCACUGCUUAUCAGGAUCUUAAUCUUUUCAAAUGGGUGAAGGUAGCUCGAACUGCCCCAAAACUUUCUCAUCUUCUGUUUGCCGAUGAUAUCUUUAUUUUUUGUAGAGUCACUUCUGAGGACCUUCUGACAAUUAAGGCCAUUUUGGACAUUUUUUCAGAUUUACCAGGUCAAGGAAUUAAUUUUUCUAGGAGUGGUGUUCAUUUUAGUAGGAUUGUUUCAUCAUUGGACAAGGCUAACUUGUGUUCGGUUUUAGGCAUUAAGAAAAUGUCUAAGGACGCCAUCUAUUUGGGUACUAACCUUUUCCAUGGUAGGUCCAAAGUUAAGGAGCUUGGCAGUGUGGUGCAAAGGAUUCAGAACAAGCUAUCAUCUUGGAAAUCUAAGUUCCUUUCGUUUGCAGGACGCUCUGUUUUAAUCAAAUCGAUUUUAGCUUCUACUCCUGCUUAUCUUAUGAACUGUUUUGAGUUUCCCCUUAAGAUUUGUCAAUCCAUUGAUUCUAUUUGUCUUAAUUUCUGGCUUGGCAACUAUGGGGCUCAGAAAAAACCUGUUUUUAUUGCCUAG